UUUAACAACUCGCAACUCUUCCGGGUUGGGUUGACGUUUCACUGCAAGUCAAAGCGCUUGCUGUUGCGCGCUCUCCUCCAAAAAAAAAAAAUGGAGGAAAAAGACGACGACGACAACAACAACAACAACGACGACGACGACGACGACGACGAGGAGGAGGAGGAGGAGGAGACUUUUUGGACGCGGAACAGGAACGAAGAGCCAAUCGGAGCCCGGAGACGCAGAAGCGGACUGACUGAAAAACGCCCCGGAAGACGGCGAGGUGCAGAUUCAACAGUUGACGAUGUCCGCCCUCAAGAUACAGCAAGAUUACCUUCCACCGUGUUCACCGAUUGGGAGGCCCUCAUCCAGGAAACCGACCACGUCCCAUCAUUGCAGAGUUUGGACACUUUUAGCAGAGCAUGUUUAUGAAAUCCAAAGGUCGUGAGCUCAAAGGCUCUUUUGUUCGGAAUGAACGAGCAGUUCCCCAAGGAAAUCAACGA
Messenger RNA from Phycodurus eques (leafy seadragon), 482 nucleotides. Its product is annotated as nucleophosmin-like. NCBI's taxonomy places the organism in Eukaryota, Metazoa, Chordata, Actinopteri, Syngnathiformes, Syngnathidae. The transcript has 2 exons. The coding region runs from base 91 to 411 and encodes 106 amino acids. The record is from RefSeq and is a predicted model, not a curated record.